Messenger RNA from Striga hermonthica, 2220 nucleotides. The record is from the annotation of a GenBank genome assembly. NCBI's taxonomy places the organism in Eukaryota, Viridiplantae, Streptophyta, Magnoliopsida, Lamiales, Orobanchaceae.
AUGGCAUCACGCUCGGCCCGAUCCUCUCCGACGCGCCUUCUCUACUCCCUAUGCACCGCAUCCGCCAGCCCCACGCCGUCGCGGGCAUCCACGGCCGCUCUGCUGACCGGAAAUUUCCACAUCCGUAGUUUCUCCGCCGGGAGCGCCGCCGCCGCGCGGCUUAGGGAGGAGAAGGAGGCCUGGUGGAAAGAGUCCCUGCAGAAGCUUCGCAACAUCGGGAUUUCAGCUCACAUAGAUUCCGGCAAAACGACGCUCACGGAGCGGGUGCUGUACUACACGGGUCGGAUCCACGAGAUUCACGAGGUCAGAGGUAAAGAUGGGGUUGGAGCGAAGAUGGAUUCCAUGGAUUUGGAGAGAGAGAAAGGGAUUACCAUACAGUCUGCUGCCACAUACUGUAACUGGAAGGACUAUCAGGUUAAUAUAAUCGACACACCAGGCCAUGUCGAUUUUACUAUUGAAGUGGAGAGAGCUUUGCGUGUACUUGAUGGUGCCAUUCUUGUCCUUUGUAGUGUUGGUGGUGUACAGAGUCAAUCAAUCACUGUUGACAGGCAAAUGAGAAGAUAUGAGGUCCCAAGACUUGCUUUUAUCAAUAAGCUAGAUAGAAUGGGGGCCGAUCCAUGGAGAGUUCUAAAUCAGGCGAGAGCUAAACUUCGACACCACAGUGCUGCCGUGCAGAUCCCAAUUGGUUUGGAAGAUGACUUCAAAGGUCUCAUUGACCUGGUCAACAUGAAAGCUAAUUACUUUCAUGGUUCCAGUGGUGAGAAUGUUGUGAUUGAGGAUAUUCCUGCUAAUCUUGAAGAAUUAGCUCAAGAAAAGAGACGUGAACUAAUUGAAGCUGUCUCGGAGGUUGAUGAUAACCUUGCUGAAGCAUUCCUUAGCGAUGAACCUAUAUCAGCCACCGAACUCGAGGAAGCUAUCCGUAGAGCUACUGUAGCACGAAAAUUUGUGCCCGUGUUCAUGGGUAGUGCUUUCAAGAAUAAGGGAGUCCAACCACUUCUUGAUGGUGUACUUAGCUACUUGCCGUGUCCUUCUGAAGUUAGUAACUAUGCCCUUGACCAAUCUAAGAAUGAAGAAAAGGUUACAUUGACUGGAAGUCCAGCUGGUCCGCUUGUUGCCUUAGCUUUCAAGUUGGAAGAAGGGCGAUUCGGGCAGUUGACAUAUUUGAGAAUAUAUGAAGGUAUCAUUAAGAAGGGCGAUUUUAUAAUUAAUGUGAACACCGGCAAAAAAGUUAAGGUCCCUCGACUGGUUCGGAUGCAUUCAAACGAAAUGGAGGACAUUCAACAAGCUCAUGCAGGACAAAUAGUUGCUGUAUUUGGUGUAGAUUGUGCUUCAGGGGAUACAUUUACUGACGGGUCAGUCAGAUACACCAUGACUUCCAUGAAUGUGCCUGAGCCAGUUAUGUCAUUGGCUAUAUCAGCAGUCUCGAAAGAUUCUGGAGGAAAUUUUUCGAAAGCCCUGAAUCGCUUUCAGAAAGAGGACCCUACUUUCCGUGUCGGUUUAGACCCCGAGAGUGGCCAAACUAUUAUAUCAGGAAUGGGGGAACUCCAUUUGGAUAUAUAUGUCGAGCGCAUGCGGAGGGAGUACAAGGUUGAUGCAAUGGUUGGGAAGCCACGUGUCAACUUCAGAGAGACCAUUACUCAGCGUGCUGAGUUCGACUAUCUACACAAGAAGCAGAGUGGGGGACAAGGUCAAUACGGAAGGGUUAUCGGGUAUAUGGAACCACUUCCACCGGGCUCCGGUACUAAGUUCGAAUUCGAGAACAUGCUUGUGGGACAAGCUAUACCUUCUAAUUUUGUGCCAGCAAUUGAAAAGGGUUUUAAAGAGGCUGCCAACUCGGGCUCUCUAAUCGGGCAUCCAGUGGAAAAUAUUCGUAUUGUUUUGAACGACGGUGCAGCUCAUACCGUGGAUUCAAGUGAACUUGCUUUUAAAUUGGCUUCUAUAUAUGCCUUCAGACAGUGCUAUACGGCAGCAAAGCCUGUUAUAUUGGAGCCUGUUAUGUUAGUUGAGUUGAAAUUUCCUUCAGAAUUUCAGGGCACUGUAACUGGCGAUAUUAACAAGUCAGUACCUCUUAACAAUAUGUUUGGUUACUCGACCUCCCUUCGGUCAAUGACUCAGGGCAAAGGUGAAUUUACGAUGGAGUAUUUAGAGCACUCACAAGUUUCUCAAGAUGUACAGACACAGUUGGUGAAUGCACACAAGGCUACGAAAGGGGGAGAUUAG